GAGGAAUUUUACUCGGUGCCAUCUAGCGACGAUCGUUAUAGAACGAGAGAUACUCAUUUUAUGGAUAAGAACAGCUCCAAUCAGAAAAGAGUAUUUUUCACCCAAAGAGGUCUGCUAGCUUUUGAUCACUGUACGUGAAUUCGAAAACCUGUUAAUGUCAACAUUUUGCUAUUGAACGAUAGUCAUGGAAGACUCUUUCAAGCCCAACGAAUUAAAGGCUACUUUAGAGAUGUACAAGAAGCUCGCCGAUGAUUUCACAAAUCACGACACGAUUUUGAAGGAUAAAACCGUGCUAUUGUAUUUGGCAUAUGUAUUGGAAGUGCCUGACACGGAGGUCGUACGUUUGGCAUUGGAUAUUCUUGAGAUAUUUAUUAAAAAUGUUGAAAAUUAUGUACACGUAACCUCCACUUUCGGUAUACGAGAGGCUCUAGAUUCUGUUGUCAACAAAUAUGCCCUGGAUGAGCCUAAACUAGCUAAACAUGCACAAUCUAUGAAGGAUGACAUAGAGCGAAUGAAACCUCCAAUUUAUAAUUUGAGGAGUCGUUGCAGAAGAGUUAUCGAGCCUAAGAAACUUAAGACACAUGUUAUUAUUUUACAUGUUCAUGGACUACUCCCGGAAACUCGAGCAGAGCUGGAAACAACCUUAAUAAGGAUUGAAGGACUGGUUUCACUUGUUGUUGAUGUUGAACAUCAACGUGUGACUAUGCGUACUUUGAGCAAUGUUACUGCUAAACAAAUUGCUGAAGCCAUACAAAAGAAUACACAAAACAUGGAAGCAAGAUUAGUUACCAGAAAUAAAUUUAAUCAGGAAUUUUUAGUAAAAUUGGUACACAAUGAUAUUGAUGACUGUGAUGAGAUGCCUGAAUAUUUACCAGAAGAAGAGGAGCAAGAAGAUGAGAAGGAUGGUGUUGUAUCAUUAUUCACAGGUUUAAGGCAGAGUGCAUCCACAUUAUAUAAGUCAACUGCUGAAUUUCUCCAUAAUUCAUUUUAUUGGUAAUUCAUCAUAUCUCCUUAGAUUUAUUAUAGUUAAAUAUGAUAUUAUUUAUUUGACAUACAAAUGUAAAACGUACCUUGCAAUCAGGUUGCUUUGUUAUCCGUUGAAAGGUAAGUUUGACCACUUGAAUUGCCGAAUUUAAUUUUGAACAUAAUGUUGAUUGUUCCUGGUAAAAAAUUUCACUCAUAAUAUCUGUGAUCAAAUUGAAAAUGAUAUUGUAAUUCAGUUAAUGUUCUCUAUGAUGAAGAUCUCUCAACGUCAAUCCCUAAUCUUAAAUCUAAUAGCAAGUAUUUGUGACAUUCUGACGACAUGGUGAAGCAUGAUCAGUUCUGUCUCGAUUUUAUUUAACGAUAAUUACAUUCAGUUGUCUUUGUUUUCUUGAUAAAUAAAUUAUAUACGAGCAUGGGAUUUAACUUUUGUAACAUUUAUAAGUACAGCGACGUGUAUGUUAAGAUCUUUAACUCUCUUUUAAUGAUAUGAUAAUAUAUAAAACUUACUAAUAAUAUUAACCAAUAGGAUUGUAUAUAUUAAUGUGUAUAUGGACUGUAGAAUGCUAAUCUCUCUCGCUUAUGGCGAACGCCAUCUCUAGCAUGUACAAAAUUAUGAAUCUUGAAUGAAGUUAUUCAAAUGAAGUGUGAAAGCUAUAUCGCAUUAUGCUGAAUUAAGAAGAUUUAAUACGACAGUUAAUCUCACAGGAUAAGAAAAACUGUAAAAGAAAGAGCUUCAAGUUCAUACUGAUAUAUAUUUUGGACAAAAACUCUGAUAAUAAGUAUCAUCUAACAGGAUAGACUAAAUUUA
Molecule: messenger RNA, 1792 nt
Organism: Cephus cinctus (wheat stem sawfly)
Lineage: Eukaryota; Metazoa; Arthropoda; Insecta; Hymenoptera; Cephidae
Product: armadillo repeat-containing protein 1
Exons: 4
Coding region: 185-997 (270 amino acids)
Source: RefSeq, a predicted model, not a curated record